Messenger RNA from Suncus etruscus (white-toothed pygmy shrew), 1048 nucleotides. It is a transcript of the gene C13H3orf38, whose product is annotated as chromosome 13 C3orf38 homolog. The record is from RefSeq and is a predicted model, not a curated record. NCBI's taxonomy places the organism in Eukaryota, Metazoa, Chordata, Mammalia, Eulipotyphla, Soricidae.
UCUGGCGAUGGAGGGGCUCAGCUCCUCCGAGCGCAAGGGCUGCCGAGCUCUCCUGGGCCUGAUGCACUACGACGAGGUCAUGGCCCUGUGCGACACCGUCACCAACCGCCAGGUGCAGCCUGUGGACCGCAAAGAUGCCAUUCGUGCAAUAGUAGCAUACAGUCAAAGUGCAGAAGAACUUUUGAAGCGUAGAAAAGUUCAUCGAGACAUUAUAUUUAAGUACUUGGCAAUGCAGGGAGUCAUUGUGCCUCCCACUAUUGAAAAACAUAAUCUUAUUCAGCGUGCAAAAAACUACUGGAAAGACCAAGUAGCACUAAAAAGGAAGGAAACACCAGAGCCUCCUAAGACACAGAUCCCUAGAAUCUUACAACAGCCAAAACAAGAAGAUCCAAUUGAGAAUGUUGAUUUUCAUCAAUUAGGAGAAAAAUUCUGUUACUGGUUCUUUGAACUUCUCAAUUCUCAGAAUCCUUCACUGGGACGACCUCCUGCUGACUGGGGACCUCAGCACUUCUGGGAUGAUGUGAAACUUAGGUUUUUUUAUAAGACUUCGGAGCAAAAUUUAUUAGAAUACCAAGGAGCAGAAAUUGUAAGCCUUCGGCUAUUGUCAUUAGUGAAAGAAGAAUGUCUAGUUUUUAAUCCCAAUCUAGAUUCCCAGGGACUGAAAUGUACUUCUUCCCCACAUGGUCUAGUUAUGGUUGGAGUUGCUGGAACUGUCCACCGAGGGAACUCUUGUUUGGGCAUUUUUGAACAAAUUUUUGGACUUGUUCGCUGCCCGUUGGUGGCGAGUACUUGGAAAAUCAAAUUUAUCAAUCUGAGAAUUAUUGGUGAAAAUGCCCCUGCUUUACAACCAUCAAUGAAACCAGCUGUCACAUUUGAACAAAGUGACAUGGAUGUCUUUUACAGUGUGAUUGCUUCAAUUGAUGUACGACUUAAUGUAAGGCAGGCAUUGGAUAGUGGAACUGGAGACCAUGCUCUGUGCGGUGGAAAUGAGGACUUCGUGAGCAAAAGAGAGCCAAAUUUACCUAACCCGUCAAUGCUUUCAUUAUGA